This is a messenger RNA of Solanum stenotomum, 1360 nucleotides long. RefSeq names its product protein FAF-like, chloroplastic. The record is from RefSeq and is a predicted model, not a curated record. NCBI's taxonomy places the organism in Eukaryota, Viridiplantae, Streptophyta, Magnoliopsida, Solanales, Solanaceae. The transcript has a single exon. Bases 115 to 963 code for a protein of 282 amino acids.
AUCGCCUAUAUUUCACUAUUAGAAAAACCAACCUGAAGUUAACUCUUUUUGUUGCUUCUCAGUUAUUAGCCCAAUUAACAACAACUCUGUCUAAGAGUUGAUAAUAAUAAUAAUAUGGUUACCUGUGGAGGCCUAAAACACUUCUUUGACAAACCAUUCCCAGAAAAUUCAACAAUUCUUGAUUCCACUUCUUCAUGGAAUCAGAUUAAAUCCAUGAAACCUAAUAAAGAUUCAUCCUUCACGGAGAUUUUUGAUGAAUUACAUUCUGUUUCAUCGUUUUCUUCUAAUAAUCUCCCUCCAUUGUCUACCACCUCCUCGUCAUCAUCAUCAUCAUGUUCUUCUUAUAAUAAUUCGUCAUUUUCUUUCGAAGCAAUUCACCAAUCUGGGAUUGAAGAGAAAAACAGAGACCCUAUUUAUCCACCAAGCAGCCAGAAGAAACAUUACAAGCAUAGUGAUAGCUUUUCUUCAAGAAAUUCAGAUUGUCUUUCAAUAUGUACAGAAAGCCUUGGAUUUGAAAGCUGUGAUGACGUUGAAGAUAUUAUGAAUGCAUUGAGUAUUGGGAAUGAUCAAGAACACGAAGAAAUUAGAUCAACGAACAUUCAUAAUCAGGGGAUUAUAAGUCAUGAAUAUACGAAAAUUAGAUCAAGAACAAAUAAAGGGGCAUUAUUGCCUCCUCCAAUUUCUUGCAUUGGUAGAAAUGGAAAGCCCUGUGUUUGUUUUGAAUCUUUUAGAGAAAAUGGUAGGUUUAUUCUCAAGGAGGUGAAAAUUCCUGAAUGGGAAUUCUUGCAUGCAUGUAGAGAAGAUGGACGAUUGAAGCUACAUAUUGUUCAGUCAGAUGACGAAUUUUUCGAUGAAGAUGAAGAAUAUGAUGAUGAUGAUUCAGAGGACGUUGAAGAAGAUGAAUCAAGUGAAGAUUUAACAAAUGAUGAUGAUGAUAAAAGAGAGGUUGUUGAAUCUUGCUGAAAACAAUCUAGAAAUUAAAGAACAGAUAUCAUAAAAGCAAAGGCGAAAUCAAUAUUUAAAAACAUACUAGUUCAGGUUUCUAGUCCUUCUGAGUUACUUAGUUACAUAUUUAAUGAAUAUUUUAAGAUAAAUACAGUGUUUGGACCAAAGCAUUUGGACGAACCUGAAACCGAAGCUCUAGCUCCGCUCCUGCACAAAGACAAAGGGGUGUUUGAUUUUUUAAUUUCUUUUUCGUUUCCUCGUAAAAAAAGUUUAAAGCUACUCUUUUUCUCUCUUUUUCAAGUAUGAAAAUAAAGAGAAAUCGGAAAUGUAAUUCUGAAUUCCAGAUUUAGAUGAUCAUGUAAAGGUAGUAGCAAGAGAGUAGUAAUGUUCAUGAGGUAAAUGUACCACAUUUCUU